Messenger RNA from Triticum aestivum (bread wheat), 4672 nucleotides. Its product is annotated as splicing factor 3B subunit 1. Gene Ontology annotation, molecular function: mRNA binding. The record is from RefSeq and is a predicted model, not a curated record. NCBI's taxonomy places the organism in Eukaryota, Viridiplantae, Streptophyta, Magnoliopsida, Poales, Poaceae. Bases 74 to 3946 code for a protein of 1290 amino acids. The transcript is spliced from 2 exons. Gene Ontology annotation, biological process: spliceosomal complex assembly.
AACCGCCCCCAAAUCUCGCCUAAUUCCCGUCGCUCUCCCCCGCGAAACCCUAGCGCGCGACGCGGCCGCGGCCAUGGACGGGAUCGACGCGGAGCUCGCGCGCGCGCAGGAGGAGCGCCGGAGGCUGGAGGAGGCCCUGGCGGCCGGCGCCCCCAUGGCCGCCUCCUUCGUCACCUUCGACAAGGACCUCUACGGCGGGGGCGGCGGCUUCGCCGGCUACGACACCUCCAUCCCGGCCUCCGAGGACGACGACGCGCCCGAGGACGCCGAGCCAGCCGCCAACCCCGCCGCGCGCCGCCUCGCGUCCUACACGGGCCACGCCGUCGCCGCGGCCGCCGACGUCACCGGGUCGGGCGACGACGGCGGGCCCCCCUCCGCCAGCAAGCCCCGGCGCAUCAUCGACCGCGAGGACGACUACCGCCGCCGCCGCCUCGACCGCGGCCUCUCGCCGGAGCGCCACGACGCGUUCGCCGCGGGCGAGGCCACCCCGGCCCCCUCCGUCCGGACCUACGGCGACGCCAUGCGCGAAGCCAGCGCGCUGCAGGAGAGGGAGCGCACGCUGCGGGAGAUCGCCAGGAAGAAGGAGGGGGAGAGAGCCAAGGAGGAGAAGGCGGCGCCUCAGCCACCGCCAGCCGCGUCGACAAAACGGCGCAAUAGGUGGGAUCAGUCGCAGGAGGGCGAUGCUGCAGCUGCUGCCGGGGCCAAGAAGAAGGCCAGGACAGACUCAGAUUGGGACGCCCCUGAUGCAACUCCUGGAAUUGGGCGCUGGGACGCCACCCCUGGGCGUGUCGGGGAGGCGACGCCCUCUGUGAGGAGGAACCGGUGGGAUGAGACGCCGACUCCAGGGAGGAUGGCUGAUGCCGAUGCAACUCCGGCAGCUGGUGGCAUUACCCCAGGAGCAGGAGCCACCCCUUCUGGGGCAUGGGAUGCUACUCCUAAGCUCCCUGGUGGGCUUGCCACGCCAACGCCCAAGAAGCAGAGGUCGAGGUGGGAUGAGACUCCGGUUAGUAUGGGGAAUGCAACACCCAGUGGCACGGCAGCGACACCGUUUGGAGGAGAGAACCUUGCCACGCCGACACCUGGCCACCUUGCUGCUGUCCCGAUGACUCCGGAGUAUUACCAUCUCCUGCGGACGGAGCGGGACAUCGAGGAGCGAAACAGGCCUCUCACUGACGAGGAGCUUGACGCCAUGUUCCCGACGCAGGGAUACAAGAUUCUUGAGCCUCCAGCUUCGUACCAGCCCAUACGCACGCCUGCAAGGAAGCUGCUUGCUACACCAACGCCUCUGAGCACACCAUUGUAUGCUAUUCCCGAGGAGAAUCGUGGGCAGCAAUUUGAUGUGCCCAAGGACUUGGGUCCUGGGUUGCCACUCAUGAAGCCAGAGGAUAUAGAGUUCUUUGGGAAGUUGCUGAAUGAGGAUGACGAGGAGCAGCUGACGCCAGAGGAGCGGAAGGAGAGAAAAAUCAUGAAACUCCUGCUCAAGGUGAAGAACGGCACGCCCCCGCAGCGAAAGGCGUCACUUAAGCAGCUCACGGACAAAGCACGUGAAUUUGGUGCUGGCCCGCUGUUCAAUGGAAUCCUGCCAUUGCUCAUGCAGCCAACGCUUGAGGACCAGGAGCGGCAUCUCCUGGUGAAGGUCAUUGACAGGGUGCUGUAUAAGCUGGAUGAGCUGGUCCGUCCAUUUGUGCACAAGAUUCUUGUAGUUAUCGAGCCACUUUUGAUUGAUGAGGAUUACUACGCUCGUGCUGAGGGCAGGGAGAUUAUCUCAAAUCUUAGCAAAGCUGCUGGUCUUGCUACUAUGAUUGCCGCCAUGAGACCGGAUAUUGAUAACAUUGACGAGUAUGUGAGGAAUACAACUGCUAGGGCAUUCAGUGUGGUGGCUUCUGCUUUGGGUAUCCCCGCCCUCCUCCCAUUUUUGAAGGCUGUUUGUCAGAGUAAGAAGUCCUGGCAAGCUCGACACACUGGUAUCAAGAUUGUUCAGCAGAUUGCUAUUCUCAUGGGCUGUGCCGUUCUGCCUCACCUUAAGAACCUAGUUGAGAUCAUUGAGCAUGGUCUAACUGAUGAGAACCAGAAAGUGCGGACAAUCACUGCUCUCUCUCUUGCUGCACUUGCUGAAGCUGCUGCGCCCUAUGGUAUAGAAAGUUUUGAUAGUGUGUUGAGACCUCUCUGGAAGGGUACCAGAUCUCACAGUGGAAAGGUCCUUGCUGCCUUCUUGAAGGCUAUUGGUUUCAUCAUCCCUCUUAUGGAUGCUGAGUAUGCCAGUUUCUACACGAAGGGUGUGAUGCCAGUCUUAACCAGAGAAUUCAAGUCCCCAGAUGAAGAGAUGAAGAAGAUUGUCCUGAAGGUUGUGAAGCAGUGUGUCAGCACAGAGGGUGUACAGGCUGAUUAUAUCCGGAGGCAGUGUCUCAUCAGCACAGAGUGUUUAGAUCCUGGUUGUAUCCGGAAUCACACCGUCCUUUCAGCGUUCUUCAAACACUUCUGGGUUAGGAGAAUGGCUCUAGAUCGUAGGAACUAUAAGCAACUUGUGGAAACAACAGUAGAGAUGGCAAACAAGGUGGGAGUUACUGAUAUCGUUGGGAAGGUUGUUGAGGAUCUGAAAGAUGAGAGUGAGCCUUACAGGAGAAUGGUGAUGGAAACAAUUGAGAAGGUGGUGGCUAACUUGGGUGCCUCGGAUAUUGAUCCUCGCCUGGAGGAGCUGCUUAUUGAUGGCAUCCUGUAUGCUUUCCAGGAGCAGACAAGUGAUGAUGCAAAUGUCAUGCUUAAUGGCUUUGGAGCUGUUGUGAAUGCGCUCGGCCAGAGGGUCAAGCCUUACCUUCCGCAGAUAUGUGGUACCAUCAAGUGGCGGUUGAACAACAAGAGUGCAAAAGUUAGGCAGCAAGCUGCUGAUCUGAUCUCAAGGAUAGCUAUUGUGAUGAAGCAGUGCCAGGAGGAGCAGCUUAUGGGUCACCUGGGUGUUGUGCUGUAUGAGUACUUGGGGGAGGAGUAUCCUGAGGUGCUGGGUUCAAUUCUCGGAGCAUUGAAGGCUAUCGUGAAUGUUAUUGGCAUGACUAAGAUGACUCCUCCAAUCAAGGAUCUUCUUCCUCGUCUGACCCCCAUCUUGAAGAAUAGGCAUGAGAAGGUCCAAGAGAACUGCAUUGAUCUAGUUGGUAGGAUAGCUGAUCGCGGAGCGGAAUUCGUACCAGCUCGGGAGUGGAUGAGGAUUUGUUUUGAGCUGCUGGAAAUGUUGAAGGCUCACAAGAAGGGUAUCAGAAGAGCCACUGUGAACACAUUUGGUUAUAUUGCCAAGGCAAUCGGGCCUCAGGACGUGUUGGCCACUCUGUUGAACAACCUGAAGGUGCAGGAGCGACAAAACCGUGUUUGCACGACUGUAGCAAUUGCUAUUGUUGCUGAAACUUGCUCGCCGUUCACAGUUCUGCCCGCCCUCAUGAAUGAGUACCGGGUUCCGGAGCUCAAUGUCCAGAAUGGUGUUUUGAAAUCUCUCUCUUUCCUCUUUGAGUAUAUUGGUGAGAUGGGCAAAGAUUACAUAUACGCCGUCGCUCCCUUGCUCGAAGAUGCACUGAUGGACAGGGAUCUGGUUCACAGGCAGACGGCCGCGUCUGCCAUCAAGCAUAUGGCUCUAGGAGUUGCUGGCUUGGGCUGUGAGGAUGCUCUCGUCCAUUUGCUCAACUAUGUCUGGCCCAACAUAUUUGAGACAUCUCCCCAUCUCAUAAAUGCCGUCAUGGAGGCCAUCGAGGGGAUGCGGGUUGCUCUAGGCGCAGCCGUGGUUCUGAAUUAUUGCCUUCAGGGCCUCUUCCAUCCAGCAAGGAAAGUACGCGAAGUAUACUGGAAGAUCUACAACUCGCUGUAUAUCGGCGCGCAGGACGCACUCGUGGCUUCUUAUCCUGCACUAGGCGAUCUUGGAAACAAUGACAUCUUCAGCCGUCCAGAGCUAACCAUGUUCGUGUGAUCAAUCAACGCAGGAUGUACAUGUUCACGUUUGCGUCACACACACAUGCAUUGGAAUGCAUGUGAAGCUUGAACACGGGUGAUAUUUGAAUUAGAGCUCACAUUUUUUUUGAACAAGUGGAGUUCACAUUUAGUUAAUUACUUGGUGUUACUUCUUGCGUCUUAUCUUUUUUUUUUAUUGAAGCUGCAUCUUUUUUUUGUAUUUGCAGGCCUGUUCAUUCCUGAAGGGGGCAAUCUUUAAGAAAUACUAACUCUUGUGUAAGUAAUAUAAGAUCGUUUAGAUCACUACUUUAGUGAUCUAUAAACGAUGUUACAUUACUUUACAGAGGGAGUACAUUUUUUGCUGGUCUGCUGUACUGCUAAAAAGUAUUGCUAAAAUCCGGUGCGCUAACAGUUUUUGAAUUGUUGUGUUUUUCAGGAUGUUUCGGUCCGAGUGUGCCGAAGAGUGUGAUCUGGAUCUGGGACCGGGCAUCGAUCGCAAGGGCCGAGUGGCGUGUUUACUUCGUUGCGUGUGUGUGUGACCUUUUGUAACUCUAUUCUACUUUGAAGUGUGAAGAUGAGCAUAGGGUGUUAUAUGUAUGAUGUACUAGUGUGGUUGAGGUGACUACUCCUGUUGUCAAGACCUUAUUUCAGUGAUGUUUCUGCAACGCUGUAAAUCAUCAAUGCCCAUGAAGUUACUCGUGCACGCAGUCGAAUCGGUUCUUUUUAGUUGUCUAGUGUUUCCUUA